UCCGUAGAUCAGGAUAGUGAUAGAGAAGCUUGGCUCUCAUCAAGGCUUCCAACCGUCCUCUAUCUAUCGCUUCCAAUUGCUUCCGCUCCAAAAAGCACUCGACUAAAGGUCCAGCUGAAACCCUCCACCUCAGAUCAUGACCACUACCAUCUGCACCCGCUUCACUGAGGAAUUCCAGAUGUUUGAGGAACUGGGCAAGGGAGCUUUUUCAGUGGUGCGGCGGUGCCUGAAGGUCCUCUCAGGCCAAGAGUAUGCUGCUAAGAUCAUCAACACCAAGAAGCUAUCUGCCAGGGAUCACCAGAAGCUGGACAGAGAGGCCAGGAUCUGCCGACUGCUGAAGCACUCCAAUAUCGUGCGUCUCCAUGACAGCAUCUCGGAGGAAGGGCAUCACUACCUGAUCUUUGACCUAGUGACGGGCGGCGAACUCUUCGAAGACAUUGUUGCUCGAGAGUACUACAGUGAGGCUGACGCCAGUCAUUGUAUUCAGCAGAUUCUGGAGGCAGUGCUUCAUUGUCAUCAGAUGGGAGUUGUUCACAGAGACCUCAAGCCCGAGAACCUUCUGCUGGCCUCCAAGUCCAAGGGAGCUGCAGUGAAGCUGGCAGACUUUGGCCUGGCCAUCGAGGUGGAGGGGGAACAACAAGCCUGGUUCGGCUUUGCAGGGACACCUGGUUACCUGUCUCCUGAGGUCCUGAGGAAGGACCCAUAUGGCAAAGCUGUGGACCUGUGGGCUUGUGGUGUAAUCCUGUACAUCCUACUGGUAGGAUAUCCUCCUUUCUGGGAUGAGGACCAGCACAGACUGUACCAGCAGAUCAAGGCUGGGGCCUACGAUUUCCCCUCGCCAGAGUGGGACACUGUUACUCCAGAGGCCAAGGAUCUGAUCAACAAGAUGUUGACCAUCAACCCUGCCAAGCGCAUCACAGCCUCGGAGGUUCUCAAACAUCCCUGGAUCUCACAUCGCUCCACUGUGGCCUCCUGCAUGCACAGACAGGAGACGGUGGAGUGCCUGAAAAAGUUCAACGCCAGAAGGAAACUCAAGGGUGCCAUUCUCACCACCAUGUUGGCGACUCGUAACUUCUCAGGAGGUAACAAGGCCAACAAGAAGACUGAUGGUGUGAAGAAAAGGAAGUCCAGUUCCAGCGUCCAGCUGAUGGAAUCCUCUGAAAGCACCAACACCACUAUUGAGGACGAAGACACCAGAGUGAGGAAACAGGAGAUCAUCAAGGUAACAGAGCAGCUCAUAGAAGCCAUCAGCAAUGGAGACUUUGAGAGCUACACUAAAAUGUGUGACCCCAGUGUGACAGCGUUUGAGCCAGAAGCUCUGGGUAAUCUGGUGGAAGGCCUGGACUUCCAUCGCUUCUACUUUGAGAACUUGUGGUCUAAGAACAGUAAGCCUGUCCACACCACCAUCCUGAACCCCCACAUCCACCUUAUCGGGGAGGAAGCUGCCUGCAUCGCCUAUAUCCGCAUCACCCAGUACAUCGACACCAACGGCAUGCCCCGCACCGCCCAGUCUGAGGAGACACGCAUCUGGCACCGCCGUGACGGCAAGUGGCAGAUAGUCCACUUCCACCGCUCUGGAUCACCCUCCGCCAUCACCAAGUAAGCCAGUGUGGUCAGGCAAUCUCUCGUCUUCCCCUCUGACCCCAGCUGAGCUCUAGAGCAGGAGGGUUUGAGUGAGACGUCUGUCUGAGUGACACCGGUGGGUUACCAGCCGGCUUCAUGGGGACACAGAGGGACUCCCACUGACCGGCCUGAGGAACCACGAGCCCGCCCGCCCGCACGCCACAUCUCAUCUCUUUACUUGAAAUCAGUUUAUGUCUCCUCUCAUAUCCGUCACAAGCAAAUCACAUCACAGGCUCACACUAUGUCACGCUCUCAUGUAUGUAUUGUUUAUGCUGUGUGUGUCAGGAACAUUUUAGCCUUGUUAUGCUGUCUCUCUGCUCGUUCUUCUCUGACCUUCUUGGUUCUUGUCAUACUACAGUACUUGGCAGAGUCACAAUUAGUACAAAUGGAUCUAUGAGUAGGAUUCAAUCUGUAAAAUAUAGCCGAGGUAAGUAGGGAUACUGAGUGUGCUGAUUUUUUAUAAUCCCCACAAAAUUUGUGAACUAGGCCUUUAUUACUCCUGUUUGCAGAGCAGAGAAAUCCCCCUCCCCUCAAUAAAAAUGAUCCUCAGCCACACCCCUCACCCCCCUAAACAUCUUCCCCCGGCUCUAAAGCGCUCGCAGUAAUCGGCACCUACAGUUUUCCUUACACUUAAAUGUUUUUAUUCAACAAUGCUCCCUCAACAAUGCUCCCUCAACAAUGCUCCCUCAACAAUGCUCCCUUAACAAUGCUCCCUCAACAAUGCUCCCUCAACAAUGCUCCCUCAACAAUGCUCCCUCAACAAUGCAGUAUAUUAAUAUUUAAUAAUAACAUUAAAAGUCCAGUCAGAAAUAACAAGUGAUAGUAAUAGUAAGAUAAAUAUGUACAUAAUAGAACAUAAUACUGUACGUAGGAGAGCAUCAUAGCACUUCUUUAGGUUCUUCCAAUGAGGACUGAGGGUAUAUACCAUAUAUCUUCCUCACUUUUUAUUGUUGUCAAUACAAACCCCCUCUCGCUUGUUUAGAGCAGUUGAAUUUACUUGCAGCGGACAGUGUAAACUACAGUAUUCUGCCUACUUCAGAGUAAGAAGCAAUUUAAAAAGACCAUUAACACUGCCCCAGGAUUUUCUGCAAUAAGUUAGAUUGGUGUUUUUAUACUAAAUAGCGUGUUCUUCUGAUAAAUAUUUGUUGUGGAUUUAAAAAUGACAAUUCAUUUUAGAGACUUUGUUUUAUUGAUGUCCCAUUCCCUCUAUUCCGUCACUCUCCAGUGUUAAUAUCACUGUUUAUUGCAUGCAAGUAUAUACAUGAGCUUUGGAUCUCUCUGCUUGUGUUUCUAUUUCUCAAAUCUGUCAAAUGUGAUAUUUCAGAUGUACUCUCAGAGAUGUAUAAAUACUUGUAUCUUUUUACUGUUCGAAGAAUGUCAAAACGGGACAAAAAAGAACAUGACAUUGCCUCUUAACUGCAGUAUGUGUUUCCCUGUGUGUUAACAAUAAAUGCCUCACAGAAUAUUUGAUUGUGCGUUGAAAAACUGCCAGAUAUGAAUUUGAUUGAAACAAAACGUGUUUACUAUUGGCAGUUCAACACAGAUUUAUAUCAAACUUUGUACUGUAAAGCAAUUUGUGAAAAAUAUGCUGAAUACGACAAACAAAUGUUUUCCUAAAAAAUAUUUGAUAGAAAAGGAUAAAAGAAGAACCACAACAGCCAAAUCCUCUAGAACUGAUUGUACAGAUUGUAUACUUGUUUUAUACAGUAGUUUAGUAUUUUAGUUUGAAUGGCCAGGCCUACAGCCUACUGCUUUAAAACAGCAUAAGAACUUCCAUCACACUGCUGCUCUGAUGUUGCUGUUUCUGUCCUGGCACCAUUGAACGGAGCACAUUGAGGACCUUAUGGUACUGUAUAGGAGCACAUUGAGGACCUUAUGGUACUGUAUAGGAGCACAUUGAGGACCUUAUGGUACUGUAUAGGAGCACAUUGAGGACCUUAUGGUACUGUAUAGGAGCACAUUGAGGACCUUAUGGUACUGUAUAGGAGCACAUUGAGGACCUUAUGGUACUGUAUAGGAGCACAUUGAGGACCUUAUGGUACUGUAUAGGAGCACAUUGAGGACCUUAUGGUACUGUAUAGGAGCACAUUGAGGACCUUAUGGUACUGUAUAGGAGCACAUUGAGGACCUUAUGGUACUGUAUAGGAGCACAUUGAGGACCUUAUGGUACUGUAUAGGAGCACAUUGAGGACCUUAUGGUACUGUAUAGGAGCACAUUGAGGACCUUAUGGUACUGUAUAGGAGCACAUUGAGGACCUUAUGGUACUGUAUAGGAGCACAUUGAGGACCUUAUGGUACUGUAUAGGAGCACAUUGAGGACCUUAUGGUACUGUAUAGGAGCACAUUGAGGACCUUAUGGUACUGUAUAGGAGCACAUUGAGGACCUUAUGGUACUGUAUAGGAGCACAUUGAGGACCUUAUGGUACUGUAUAGGAGCACAUUGAGGACCUUAUGGUACUGUAUAGGAGCACAUUGAGGACCUUAUGGUACUGUAUAGGAGCACAUUGAGGACCUUAUGGUACUGUAUAGGAGCACAUUGAGGACCUUAUGGUACUGUAUAGGAGCACAUUGAGGACCUUAUGGUACUGUAUAGGAGCACAUUGAGGACCUUAUGGUACUGUAUAGGAGCACAUUGAGGACCUUAUGGUACUGUAUAGGAGCACAUUGAGGACCUUAUGGUACUGUAUAGGAGCACAUUGAGGACCUUAUGGUACUGUAUAGGAGCACAUUGAGGACCUUAUGGUACUGUAUAGGAGCACAUUGAGGACCUUAUGGUACUGUAUAGGAGCACAUUGAGGACCUUAUGGUACUGUAUAGGAGCACAUUGAGGACCUUAUGGUACUGUAUAGGAGCACAUUGAGGACCUUAUGGUACUGUAUAGGAGCACAUUGAGGACCUUAUGGUACUGUAUAGGAGCACAUUGAGGACCUUAUGGUACUGUAUAGGAGCACAUUGAGGACCUUAUGGUACUGUAUAGGAGCACAUUGAGGACCUUAUGGUACUGUAUAGGAGCACAUUGAGGACCUUAUGGUACUGUAUAGGAGCACAUUGAGGACCUUAUGGUACUGUAUAGGAGUUGUUGUAGGAUUUAUGUUAUUCUGGAUAUGAGACGCUUUCUUUAUAUUAUUCUGGAUAUGAGACGCUUUCUUUAUAUUAUUCUGGAUAUGUGACGCUUUCUUUAUAUUAUUCUGGAUAUGAGAUGCUUUCUUUAUAUUAUUCUGGAUAUGUGGCUCUUUAUUUCUUUAUGUUAUUCUGGAUAUGUGAAGCGUUCUUUUUAUUCUAGACAUUUUAUUAUUCUGGAUAUAUGCUUUCUUUCCUUUGAAGCAUGCGAGUUUGUAAUGUGCUCGAAGUUAGUGUGUCUGUUUUUGAAAAUUAUUUUCUGAAGGGUCAAAGUCAUCAUUUGCAAUUGUUAUGUAAUAUAUUGUGAAUGUGGGUCUGUAAAUAAAAACAUUAUAAUGAUAAGGUA
Molecule: messenger RNA, 5089 nt
Organism: Oncorhynchus keta (chum salmon)
Lineage: Eukaryota; Metazoa; Chordata; Actinopteri; Salmoniformes; Salmonidae
Gene: camk2a
Product: calcium/calmodulin-dependent protein kinase II alpha
Exons: 19
Coding region: 137-1603 (488 amino acids)
Biological process (GO): protein phosphorylation
Cellular component (GO): neuron projection; cytoplasm
Molecular function (GO): calcium/calmodulin-dependent protein kinase activity; ATP binding; calmodulin binding
Source: RefSeq, a predicted model, not a curated record